Messenger RNA from Pogonomyrmex barbatus (red harvester ant), 980 nucleotides. Its product is annotated as aquaporin AQPAe.a. Gene Ontology annotation, cellular component: plasma membrane. The record is from RefSeq and is a predicted model, not a curated record. Gene Ontology annotation, molecular function: channel activity. NCBI's taxonomy places the organism in Eukaryota, Metazoa, Arthropoda, Insecta, Hymenoptera, Formicidae. Gene Ontology annotation, biological process: transmembrane transport.
GAUGCGAUUAAAGUAGUCUCAAUAGCCAAGUCGAUUAAAGUAGUCUUAAUAGUAAAGUCAACGUUGGUGCACAAUUUUACCAUGCCGAACGAUCGAGAUGAAAUAUGGAAAAUACAGGAGAAUACGAUGAGGAUGUUCGCGGCAGAGAUUGUUGGUACAGGUAUCCUCUUGCUCUUCGGUUGUAUGGGAUCUAUCGGCAGCAUGGGAUCUGCAUCACCUUCGCCGCUGCAAACAGCACUCGCUUUCGGUUUGACGAUAAACCUCAUUAUUAUGAUGUUAGGUCAUGUAAGUGGUGCACAUCUAAAUCCGGCUAUCACCAUCGGUGCUGUCAUUAUGGGUCUAAAAUCAAUCCCGACCGGCGUGGUUUACAUCUUGGGACAACUUAUCGGUGCUACUAUGGGAUAUGGAGCUUUAAAAAUGACAACGCCAGCGGAAUUAUUCAAUGACGGAAACUCGAACUCGACAGCCGGCUUUUGUGUCACGGUUAUUCAUCCAGGGAUCAGUAGCGUGCAGGGUUUGUUAAUUGAAGUGUUUUGCACAAGUUGUUUACUUUGUGCGGCUUGUGCCACAUGGGAUCCUCGAUGUGCUCACAUUACAGAUUCAGUCGCCCUCAAAUUCGGCCUUUCAGUCGCCGUCCUUUCCUUUACAGCGGGUCCUUAUACUGGGUGCAGUAUGAAUCCAGCACGAACAUUUGCGCCUGCGUUGUGGAAUAAUGCUUGGAAAGAUCACUGGAUUUAUUGGCUUGGUCCAAUCUUGGGAGCUUUACUUGGAACGUAUGCUUAUCUAAUAUUUUUUGCAGAAAAACAACCAAAAAGAAGAAAAUCUAUUGGUUUAAGUAAUGAAAAAUCGUUUCAUAUUUUGUCACAGUCACAUAAUACAGUACCAUAAAUAACUUAGUAACUAUUAUAAACUUGAUAACUUCUUACAAUUCGUAAAUGAGGAUAAUAUUUAUAUAUCAGUAAAUUUGUUUUACACAACAA